This is a messenger RNA of Magallana angulata, 8721 nucleotides long. Its product is annotated as receptor-type tyrosine-protein phosphatase delta-like. Bases 738 to 6626 code for a protein of 1962 amino acids. Gene Ontology annotation, molecular function: protein tyrosine phosphatase activity; protein binding. NCBI's taxonomy places the organism in Eukaryota, Metazoa, Mollusca, Bivalvia, Ostreida, Ostreidae. The transcript is spliced from 37 exons. The record is from RefSeq and is a predicted model, not a curated record. Gene Ontology annotation, biological process: protein dephosphorylation.
CAACUUAUCAAAUCUCCGUAGAGCCGGGCGGAUUUUCUUCUUAGUGACAGAUAUCUCGCAGUUUUCAAUUUACUAGUGGCACAGGACUUUGCUUACAAACUACGUGCAGGUUUUAUGUUUACAACGCUGUGUCUUGACUAUUUGCUUUCACGUGCUUCAUUAAGGAGAAAUUAUUUGUGAUUGCUCUUCAAAUGAGAUAAGAGUGAGGAGGACUAGAGUCCACAAUGCUACAAUCUGUGGUUCUACACUUACAUGUAAAACUGUGAAGGAUUUGGUGGCUUUUUUUUUUCUUUCUUGGAUAAAAGAAAAUCUAUAAAAAUUUCAUUGCUGGCUGAUUGAUUUUUCUCUCUGCCACAGCAUAUAAGGUUAUAGCUGUAUUACAUGGUAGAAAUUGGACACAACUUAGCAGAGAAGUAACCAUAUUGAUUUUGGUUUCUCUUUUGUCUGGUUUUACUCCAAAGUUUGGAACAUUCUCCUGUCUGCUUUUAAACACAUGGUACCGACAGAGAAAUGGUGAUCUUUGAGAAAACAGGAGAUAGUCUUUGAAGAGUUGCAGAAACAGAUUCUUUUGUGAUUAUACAGCAAACAGUAUAGGAAUUUUAUUCAACAAAUCCAGGUCAUUGAAGAAGAUGUAGACACUUAGGAGCCAUAUCUGUCAAUGUGAUGCCAUAUUUAAAUGGUUCAUGAAUUGGUAAAAUAGCAAUAGUAUAUGCAGCAGCAUUAGUGCUGUGGCGACCAUGAACAGCAUUCUGGGUACCUUCACCGCGGUGGUGAUUCUGAGCACCGCGGUUGUCAGCACACAAAACGUUCAACCCCAAAUCACCCAGGAGGUGAAGAACCUGACCGUGGCAGAGGAACAUGUAGUCAGUUUUGUGUGUAAAGCCUCAGGAAAUCCCCAGCCCACGUUCUACUGGGAGAAAGGCGGAAAGAAACUGAACACGAGGAGGAACCGGUUCAAAGUCUUCGACAUGCCCUUCGGCAGUGUUCUGAGAAUCGAAACAGUCAAGCCCAACGACAAUGAUUUUUUUACUUGUGUCGCCGAAAACGGGGUCGGAGAUCCUGUCAGGAGCACUGGUCACCUGAAGGUCUACAGGAUCGACCGCGAAGGAAACGAGUUUCCACAAGGCUAUCCCAACAUUAUCAUCAAUCCCGAACUGAAGUCUGUGGAGAAAGAAAAGCCAACAGUGAUGCAGUGCAAAGCGGAUGCUAAUGGUCACAAGUUCGAAAUCGAGUGGUUCAAAAAUAAUGUCCCAGUAGAGCUGGGUGAUAAUAGAAGACUGACCAUUACAGACACAGGCUCUCUGCAAAUUGCCAAGGCGCUAGAAUCUGACUAUGGGAGGUAUGAAUGUGUAGCAUCCAAUGAAUAUGGAGUGGCAUAUUCCUAUGCUGCCAUGCUCUAUGUCAGAGUCCGAAGAGUUCCACCUCAUUUUACUAUCCCACCAAAGCGAGAGGAAGUGGACCCUAACGGCAGCGUCAAUUUAACAUGUGUGGCAAUAGGGUCUCCGAUGCCAUAUGUCUUGUGGCGAGAUGGCGCCAAUCAACUGGGCGAACCUGUCAUAGGAAAAAACGUCCUUCAGUUAAAAAAUGUCACAGAGAGCAAGAACUACACAUGUGUUGCCUCAUCAGACCUUGGGAACAUCGAACAUGUGGGAGAAGUCAUCGUCCGAGCCAAGGUUAUUGAUUCUGGUAUGCAAUCUCACCUGUUUGUCUUACAUGAACAGCAUGGGUCUGAAUUAUAUCAUAAUGCCCCAGGAACUCCUCCCAGAUAUGUAAUAGCCAAAGCUCUGAAUCCUAGAACAGUCGAGGUCUCUUGGCUACCCCCAGAAAAACCAAAUGGAGUCAUACAGGGAUAUCGAGUGUUUUACACUCUGCAACCAGAUUUACCCAUAAUCCUGUGGCACAACCAGGAAGUCCAAUCAAACACCAACAGUACCAUCAUAACAAAUCUGAGUCCCAAUGACACAUACACCAUUUGUGUCCUGGCUUAUUCUGCCAAAGGGGAGGGGCCAGUGUCGCAACUCAUCACAGUCAUCACCAAUGAAGGAAUUCCGUCCCAACCUCGUAACAUUAGGCAGGAGGUGACCGGACCAAACACGAUCAACGUCUCUUGGGAGCCACCUAGUCAGACCAGGAACCCCGUCAAGGAGUACUGGGUGUACUACAAUGACACCUAUCUAAAGCAGGAAAACAAGGCGGUGGUCCCCGGUACUCAAAACAGGUACCAGCUCCAGGACCUGACCCCCAACACAGUGUACACCAUCAAGGUCUCUGCCCUCUCCGAGAAAGGGGAGGGGGCUGCCACUCGCAUCAUCCAGGCCAUCACCCAAGACUUUGUUCCAAGCGCCGCCCCACAAGCUGUUAGCGGAAUGCCAUACAAAGAUUCCAGAAGUAUCAAAGUCACUUGGAAACCUCCCCCCAAAGAUCAGCAAAAUGGGGAGAUUCAAGGCUAUAAGAUAUUUUAUGUGAAAAACGAAAAGAGUCAGACUGAUCAGGAUGCAAAAAGCGUCUCAGUGGAGGCUGAGGAGAUAGUCUUGGGCGAGCUCGAGAUAUUUACCGAGUAUAAGAUCUGGGUUAUAGCCUUUACCACUGUGGGAGAUGGUCCUCGUUCUCAGCCCAUACGAGUUUGGACUAACGAAGAUGUGCCGAAUGAACCUGUUAAGGUUACUGCUGAGGCGAUCAACUCUACAGCCAUGUUUGUGGAAUGGAGACCACCGGAGGGUCGCGGCAGCAACGGAAUAAUCCGUGGAUAUUACGUCUACUACUACGAGACAAAUAAUAAAGAUGAAAUGGUGGGACAGGAACUGGUUCAUGACACACAUGAUGGAAACAGAAACGAGGCGGUCAUUACGAACCUGAAGGCGGACACUGUGUACUCCGUGCAGGUGGCAGGGUACACACGCAGGGGUGACGGAAAACGCAGCAAGAAAAGGACCAUCAACACCAAAGGGGCAGUUCCUACCCCACCACGAGAUCUGCAUGCUUCGUUGCUGGACACGUUACAAGUCCAUGUGACAUGGAAGAUACCCAGAGAAUUGUAUGGCCAGUUGCUAGGUUACCAGGUCAUCUGGGGUCGCAAGGGGGAAUCCUAUCAGAUGCUGAAUCUUCCCUCACACCGGAUGAGUUACAUCUCUGAUGUUUUAGAAAAAGGGGCCACAUAUGAAUUUAGAGUUAAGGCUAAAAAUGAAGUUGGACUUGGUGAGAGAGCAUCAGCUAUCAUCAUUACCCCUGAUGGUGUCCCUGACGGAGCCCCUCAGAAUUUCUCCGGGGAUAGCUUAUCCGAGACCAGCAUUCUCCUCGAAUGGGAUCUUCCUGCCAAGCACCUGCAGAAUGGAGAGAUUGUCAUGUACCAGCUUCUGUAUCGUAAACUUGGUUCUAACAUAGAGGAAGAACUGAACGUGACCGGGCUACAGUACGAAGUGAAGGGACUGGAUAUGAACACGGACUACGUAUUCCGGAUCCGCGCUUUCACCAGUAUGGGGCCAGGCCCAUGGAGUGCCGAGUAUCGACAUCACACGUUUGGAAAAAUGCCUGAUAAGCCACUGAAUGUAAAACUAAGAAGAAAGAGCUCUAACAAGAUUGAGGUCACCUGGGAUGAACCCAAUACAGCGGUAUCAGGGUACAGGGUGUACUACAAUGAAUACCAGACCCCCAACAUGGAGGACUGGAGAAAGUUAGACAUUGGCCCGUACACGAUAGCUGACAUUGAUAUCCCUGAUGAAAAGUCAACCUAUGUCGUGAAAGUACAGGCCAAGUCUGUCGAUGGCAGAUUCGGAAAUUUAUCCGACGCAGCUGUAGAUCCUUUUGUCAUAGAGCGUCCAAAGAGUGACCAGGUGCAGAAUUUUGAGGUGACUAUGCGCACGGCCACAGAGGUCCAUUUAAGCUGGGACCCCCCAGCGAAGAUUGGUGUUGCCUAUUACAUGUUAAAGUAUGACGGUGUCACAUCCAAGCGAAUGAAGGGCAGGCUGGCAAACCCAGUACAUAGAGACAUGAGAACAGAAAAGAUUUUAGCCAAUCAAAAGAGUUGUAUUGUCAAAAAUCUCUCACCAAAAACUCUGUACACAUUCAACAUCUCUUCUUUCUAUAAAAGUGGAGAAUUCGGGCCUCCACAGAUGGUCCGAGUAUAUACACGUCUUUUAGCCCCAAAGGUUGUACAUCAGCCUCAAAUCAAAGGCUACGUAGCGGACUCGGUGAUUUUGAGCUUUAACAAAGCUAGCGAGGACAACGGUGACCUGAGCUACUAUUAUCUUGUGGUGGUACCGAAUGAUAUCGCCAUCACUAAGAAUCCAUCAGACUUCAAAGAGUCCGAGAUAGGGUUGAAGUUGAAUGAGACCACUAACACGUUUUACGCUGAUCAAACAUCGUCAAAUGCUGUUUAUAUCGCUGCAAAGUUCAAUGCGGAACAGCUUCCUUCAGAUUUUAAACUGGGCGACGAUGCAGAAUAUGGAGGCUUUAAGAACCGCCCACUUGAUAAGGACACUCAGUACAAUGUCUUCUUGCGAGCUUACACAGUAGAUAAGAGUUUAUACAAGUCCAGCGAAUAUUCUGUAUUGUUUCACUUGCAACACUCAAACCCCACCAGUUCAGACCCCGGAUACCUGCCCCCUGGUUCCACAGGCUCACAGGAAGAAAGCAGCGGCCCGCUGAAAGAGGAUGUUGCAAACUCUAAAAGUGUCAUGAUUAUAAUGAUUGUAGCUCCUGUCUGUGCUGGCGUUGUUCUCGUUAUCAUUGGCUGUAUUUUGCUGGUGUGGUACAUGAGGAGGAAAUCUAACCGAAAAUCAAAAAGCCCCGAACCUUACACAGGUAAAGUGAUUGUGGAUGUCCCCUCUCACCCGUGUGACCCCGUAGAACUGCGUCGCCAACAUUACCAGACUCCAGGCAUGAUAAGUCAUCCUCCAAUUCCAAUCCAUAUGCUCCAGGAACACAUAGACAAUCUAAAAGCCAAUGAUAAUCUCAAGUUCUCUCAAGAAUACGAAUCCAUUGAACCAGGGCAGCAGUUUACAUGGGACCAAUCCAACUACGAAAUUAACAAACCCAAAAACCGCUAUGCUAACGUCAUCGCCUACGAUCACUCUCGCGUCAUUCUGCAGCCGGAGAAUGGUAUUCCAGGCAGUGAUUACAUUAAUGCUAAUUACAUGGACGGCUACAGGAAACAGAAUGCUUAUAUUGCUACACAGGGUCCCCUCCCAGAGACAUUUGGAGAUUUCUGGAGAAUGGUUUGGGAACAGAGGACAGGCACAAUUGUUAUGAUGACCCGCCUAGAAGAAAGGUCAAGGAUUAAGUGUGACCAGUACUGGCCCCACAGAGGUGCGGAGACGUACGGGGUGAUGCAGGUUCUCCUGGUUGACGUGACGGAGCUCUCCACAUACACCAUCAGGACCUUCCACAUAUCCAGGUAUGGAUAUCCAGAGAAGCGUGAAGUGCGACAAUUCCAGUUCACUGCCUGGCCAGACCAUGGAGUCCCCGACCACCCCACCCCCCUCCUGAUGUUCAUGAGGAGGGUCAAGGCCAGUAACCCAUCUGAUGCCGGACCACUGAUCGUUCACUGCAGUGCUGGGGUUGGCAGAACAGGUGCUUUUAUCGUCAUUGAUGCCAUGCUGGAACGCAUUAAACACGAAAAGACUGUGGACAUUUACGGUCAUGUGACCUGUUUACGAGCUCAACGUAACUACAUGGUACAGACGGAGGACCAAUACAUCUUCAUUCACGACGCGCUCCUAGAGGCCGUGACCUGCGGGAACACGGAGGUUCCUGCUCGCAACCUGUCCGUACACAUCCAGAAACUAAUGCAGCCAGAGCCGGGAGAGACGGUCACUGGAAUGGAGUUAGAGUUUAAGAGAUUAGCAAAUAUGAAGGCCAGUCCCAAUCGCUUUGUUAGUGCAAAUCUUCCUGUUAACAAAUUCAAGAACCGACUGGUUAAUAUUUUACCAUUUGAAUCCACACGAGUAGCAUUACAGCCCAUCCGGGGAGUAGAUGGUUCAGAUUAUAUCAAUGCAAGCUUCAUAGAUGGCUACAAAUAUCGCCAAGCCUACAUUGCCACACAAGGCUGUUUAGCCGAGACCACUGAGGACUUCUGGAGAAUGCUCUGGGAACACAACUCUACAAUCAUCGUCAUGCUCACGAAACUUAGAGAAAUGGGCAGGGAGAAAUGCCACCAGUACUGGCCCAGUGAGAGGUCUGCCCGCUAUCAGUAUUUUGUUGUAGAUCCUAUGGCAGAAUACAACAUGCCUCAGUACAUUCUGAGAGAAUUCAAAGUAACAGAUGCAAGGGAUGGACAGUCCAGAACUAUCCGACAGUUCCAGUUCACUGAUUGGCCGGAGCAGGGUGUUCCCAAGUCCGGAGAUGGCUUCAUUGACUUCAUUGGUCAAGUCCACAAAACCAAGGAACAGUUCGGCCAAGUGGGGCCAAUCACUGUACACUGCAGUGCUGGUGUCGGGAGAACUGGUGUUUUCAUCACGUUAAGUAUCGUGCUGGAGAGAAUGAGAUACGAGGGAGUGGUGGACAUGUUCCAAACCGUUAAAAUGCUGCGAACGCAACGACCCGCCAUGGUGCAAACCGAGGACCAAUAUCAGUUUUGUUAUAGAGCUGCCUUUGAGUAUUUGGGAUCGUUUGACCACUAUGCAACGUAGAGACAAAAAAACUAAUCAUAGCGUUGUGAACUUCUUCAAGCAAAUUGGUUGUUCUUGGUGGACAAAUACCGGACUUUGGUGAGGUGGCCAGACACUUGGGCACCUUGUCGGCUCUUUGUUUACAUGUGCAAUAACGUUUAGUUAGAGUAAUCCCUACUUUCUGUGAUGUCCUUGGAGUGUCGUGGCCAGUACAGAAAGGUCAAGGAUAUCACUAAUCAUGUUGACAUCUGUGUUGCCAAAGAAGAACUGAUUUUUGGUCUGCUUCUCUUGUGUAUAGAGGAGAGGAGUCCAAUCUGUGAUUUUUUUUUCUUUUGAAGUUUAGCCAUGGUGCUUGUACGUAUGUGUUAGUCAUUCUGAACGCUAUAGAAAACUGCUUCCAUAGUAUCUUAACAGAGAUGUAAUCAUUGUGUCUUUGCUUUUACUAGCGAACAACAAUCUCUGUACUUUCAAAGAAUGUCAAGGUAAAAAUACACCCCAAACCUAAGGGAUAUCUGAACUGGACACAUUAUAAUCUGUUGUGUUGCUAUUUAUCGUUGCAAAUUUUCAUGACUCGGGAAUAUGAAAUAGAUUGUGCUCAAUGUUACACAAAAUUCCAAACAAUCAUCGCUUUGCAAAACAUCUCAUACAUUUAGAUAAAUUUCCAGCUGUGAAAUAUACAAAUAUGAGAAAACCUUUUUUACAAAACUUUGAACGGACUAUAUAUCUUUUAUGUCCAGUGAUUCAUAAAUGUUCAAAGAAUAUCUUGUACAUGGAAGCCAUGACAGAUUUAGGUCAUCAGCAAAAUCAUAUAGUUCUGUAAUAUAGAAAAUAAGUAUGCGUCGCUUUUUACUGUAUGUACAAUUGACUUUCUUUGUUUGCAUCUGUUUUGGACAGAGAAAAAGUGCUUUUUGAUCAAGAUGUCCCUAAACACAAACCAACUAAAUGUGCACAGGCAUAAUAUUGAACCUAUGAAAUUCAUAGGUCUGGCAUUUGUGUGUAUUUCCGUAGUGAUAUAUAUGUGCUAUUUAAAAAAUAUAUUUCUCAACUAAAGUUGAGACCUGAUCUUGAACUACAGCAAAGAAAGAAGUCAAUUCAAUUUUGUGUUUUUGUUUUUUACAAUAAAAAAGAGCUUCAUAAUAUUUCACAUUGUUAGUCGCUAUAUUGAAAGUUGUGUAAAUAAACGUACACCCACCUAAGAAUAGUAUUGAAUCAUAUUGUAUAGAUAUAUAUACUUAAUAUUCAUUUUACACGACAUGGCAUUAUAAUUAGACCAAGAUCAUCUCAUGCAUCAUUAUUAUAUAUUAUCCAUUUGACAUUUCUCAUCUUCAUCAAAAAUGUUGACGUUUUGAGUGUUAAAGAGCUGUGAUGAAUUCUCUUUCAAUAGGAAUUGAUCCUAAAUUUUCAGGGAUAUGGUAUUUUGGUAUUACACAUUAUAAUUGGAUUAUUGCUAUAAAACUAGGAUUAACUUGAUUAAUUAAAGUACAUGGUAGAUCACAUAUUGAAUUGCCUGUAUUUUGUUUUGAAAGAAAAAUAUACACAAAUUCACAUGAAAAAGCUGAAGUUUUUCUUUCUCUUUGUUGUGUUUUUACAUGUCAAAUAACUGUUGCUUAUUUAAGAGAAUUCAGCAUAGCGUUUGUUUGUUUGCAUCAUGUGUUAGUUGUCAUGACAAUGCAGAAUUUAUAGACUCCACAUGAUGUUUCCAUUAUGACAGCGCACGUUUAAAUUAAACAUCAUCAUGGGGUUUUUUUUGUAAAGAGUAAAAAAAUAAAUAUGAACUUUUAUGUGGCAUUGUAUAUUCUAAUGCUAUCAAAUAGUCUUCAUUGUAAACUGACAUUCAUAGUUCAUUCUCCAUGGUUUAUAUCUGAAAGUGAGAUGUAUUUUACACAUUGUUAAAGAGAGCUGGAACCCGUUAGACUUGAUACAUCCUUCGUGUAGAUAAUGUCUCAAUGUAUGUAUGUCUGCUUGUUCUUACUUCCUGAAACUGUCAGCCAAGAAUCUCAUUCUGAAUCCUUACAGCAUCAUACUAGACUUUGUAUAAACAAGUAUUCCUUAUACUAUACACCAGUCAUGUCUCUGUGCCGUUUGUUCCUUUUUUAUUCAUUUUCUUCUUCUUUUU